AUGACGAAGGGACGUGCACAGAGGACCUACGAGGCGCCAGGCAGCCCCUACGAGGCGGUGAUUGCCAAGCCGGGGCCAGGCCUCCUGUGGGACGUACGACCUCAGUGUGGGGAUGUUGUGAACUUGCUGGACACGUCCACCAUCCACGGGGACUGGGGCUGGCUCACGUAUCCGGCUCACGGGUGGGACUCCAUCAACGAGGUGGAUGAGUCUUUCCAGCCCAUCCACACGUACCAAGUAUGCAACGUUAUGAGCCCCAACCAGAACAACUGGCUGCGCACCAGCUGGGUGCCCCGCGACGGCGCCCGGCGGGUCUACGCUGAGAUCAAGUUCACCCUGCGCGACUGCAACAGCAUGCCCGGAGUGCUGGGCACCUGCAAGGAGACCUUCAACCUCUACUACCUGGAGUCGGACCGUGACCUGGGUGCCAGCACCCAAGAGAGCCAGUUCCUCAAAAUUGACACCAUUGCGGCCGACGAGAGCUUCACGGGGGCCGACCUGGGCGUGCGGCGCCUCAAGCUUAACACGGAGGUGCGCGGUGUGGGCCCCCUCAGCAAGCGCGGCUUCUACCUGGCCUUUCAGGACAUUGGUGCGUGCCUCGCCAUCUUGUCUCUCCGCAUCUACUACAAGAAGUGCCCCAUGAUGGUGCGCAACCUGGCUGCCUUCUCGGAGGCGGUGACGGGCGCUGACUCGUCCUCGCUGGUGGAGGUGCGGGGCCAGUGCGUGCGGCACUCCGAGGAGCGGGACACGCCCAAGAUGUACUGCAGCGCCGAGGGCGAAUGGCUGGUGCCCAUUGGCAAGUGCGUGUGCAGCGCUGGCUACGAGGAGCGGCGGGAUGCCUGUGUGGCCUGCGAGCUGGGCUUCUACAAGUCGGCCCCUGGGGACCAGCUCUGCGCCCGCUGCCCUCCCCACAGCCACUCUGCAGCCCCCGCCGCCCAGGCCUGCCGCUGUGACCUCAGCUACUACCGUGCGGCCCUGGACCCCCCGUCCGCAGCCUGCACCCGGCCGCCCUCGGCCCCGGUGAACCUGAUCUCCAGCGUGAAUGGGACUUCUGUGACCCUGGAGUGGGCCCCUCCCCUGGAUCCCGGCGGCCGCAACGACAUCACCUACAACGCCGUUUGCCGCCGCUGCCCCUGGGCACUGGGCCACUGCGAGACCUGCGGGAGUGGCACCCGCUUCGUGCCCCAGCAGACCAGCCUGGUGCGGGCCAGCCUGCUGGUGGCCAACCUGCUGGCCCACAUGAACUACUCCUUCUGGAUCGAGGCCGUCAACGGCGUGUCGGACCAGAGCCCCGAGCCCCGCCGGGCCGCCGUCGUCAACAUCACCACGAACCAGGCAGCCCCGUCCCAGGUGGUGGUGAUCCGCCAGGAGCGGGCGGGCCAGACCAGCGUCUCCCUGCUGUGGCAGGAGCCGGAGCAACCCAAUGGCAUCAUUCUGGAGUAUGAGAUCAAGUACUACGAGAAGGACAAGGAGAUGCAGAGCUACUCCACCCUCAAGGCUGUCACCACCAGGGCCACCGUCUCGGGUCUCAAGCCGGGCACCCGCUACAUGUUCCAGGUCCGAGCGCGCACCUCUGCAGGCUGCGGCCGCUACAGCCAGGCCAUGGAGGUGGAGACCGGGAAACCCCGGCCCCGCUAUGACACCAGGACCAUUGUCUGGAUUUGCCUGACGCUCAUCACGGGCCUGGUCGUGCUCCUGCUCCUGCUCAUCUGCAAAAAGAGGCACUGUGGCUACAGCAAGGCCUUCCAGGACUCGGACGAGGAGAAGAUGCACUAUCAGAACGGGCAGGCGCCUCCCCCUGUCUUCCUGCCCCUGCACCACCCCCCAGGGAAGAUCCCAGAGCCCCAGUUCUAUGCGGAGCCCCAUAACUAUGAGGAGCCAGGCCGGGCGGGCCGCGGUUUCACCAGGGAGAUUGAAGCCUCCAGGAUCCACAUUGAGAAAAUUAUCGGCUCUGGAGAGUCAGGGGAGGUCUGCUACGGGCGGCUGCGGGUACCGGGCCAGCAGGACGUGCCCGUGGCCAUCAAGGCCCUCAAAGCUGGCUACACAGAGAGACAGCGACGGGACUUUCUGAGCGAGGCAUCCAUCAUGGGUCAGUUUGACCACCCCAAUAUCAUCCGCCUUGAAGGUGUCGUUACCCGUGGUCGCUUGGCAAUGAUCGUGACGUCACUUGCUCAGGCAUCAGGCUUGAGCACCUACUCUGUUCCAGGCCCGCCACACACUUGCCUCACCCAGUCUUCACCACAGCUGCGUGUGCAGGUCUGCCCAAACCAGAACAGGUGCUCUAGAAAGGUGGGGGCCAUGUCUCCCCUCCUGGAUUGCCAGGAGCUGGACCCCAUGCUCAGCUCCCCACCGCGAGCUGGGGAGAAGCCCUCAGCACUCCUGUGUGCCUUGCAGGGAGGCAAGAUCCCGAUCCGCUGGACGGCGCCCGAGGCCAUCGCUUUCCGGACCUUCUCCUCGGCCAGCGAUGUGUGGAGUUUUGGUGUGGUCAUGUGGGAGGUGCUGGCCUAUGGGGAGAGGCCCUAUUGGAACAUGACCAACCGUGACGUCAUCAGCUCUGUGGAGGAGGGGUACCGCCUGCCUGCGCCCAUGGGCUGCCCCCGCGCCCUGCACCAGCUCAUGCUUGACUGCUGGCACAAGGACAGGGCCCAGCGGCCUCGCUUUUCCCAGAUUGUCAGUAUUCUCGAUGCUCUCAUCCGGAGCCCUGAGAGUCUCAGGGCCACGGCCACUGUCAACAGGUGCCCACCCCCUGCCUUUGCCCAGAGCUGCUUUGACCUCCGUGGGGGCGGGGGCGGCGGUGGGGGCCUCACCGUCGGGGACUGGCUGGACUCCAUCCGCAUGGGCCGCUACCGGGACCACUUUGCUGCCGGCGGCUACUCCUCCCUGGGCAUGGUGCUGCGCAUGAACGCUCAGGACGUGCGCGCCCUGGGCAUCACCCUCAUGGGCCACCAGAAGAAGAUUCUGGGCAGCAUCCAGACCAUGAGAGCCCAACUGACCAGCACCCAGGGGCCCCGUCGGCACCUCUGACCCAGUGCCGCUGGGGCCUGGGCAGCAACUACAGAGGCCCUGGGUCAUGUUGGCCCCCAGAGGACUUGCAGGGUUGGCCGGAGAUCGGGCAGCCCCCGCCUCUGUCCCUCCUCUCAGGUGCCAGGGAAGCUGAGUUCUGCCACAGGACCUGGAGUUUCCCGGGGUCAGGCUGCCUGGGCAGUGGCAUUUGGUGCCCAGCAUGACUGAAACAUCUGCCCCUAGCUGAAGCCUCAGUGACACUGAACCUAACAUCGCUCACUUGCCUCUGAGAGAGAGAGAGAGAGUCUGUGUGUGUGUGUGAUCACAUGCUGUGGGGUGUGUUUCCAUGAGGUCCCGGGAGCCUUUGUGAGCAUUUGUGAUCCUGUGUGCGUGUCCACCCAUCAGGUCUGAGCAGACGUGUGCUUGUGGCACUCAUGCUUAUCCGACUUG
Suricata suricatta (meerkat) is the source of this 3453-nucleotide messenger RNA. RefSeq names its product EPH receptor A8 (gene EPHA8). The coding region runs from base 1 to 3024 and encodes 1007 amino acids. Gene Ontology annotation, molecular function: ATP binding; protein binding; transmembrane-ephrin receptor activity. The record is from RefSeq and is a predicted model, not a curated record. Gene Ontology annotation, cellular component: plasma membrane; neuron projection. Gene Ontology annotation, biological process: cell surface receptor protein tyrosine kinase signaling pathway; axon guidance; protein phosphorylation. NCBI's taxonomy places the organism in Eukaryota, Metazoa, Chordata, Mammalia, Carnivora, Herpestidae. The transcript is spliced from 17 exons.